CGAAUACAGUGGUGUGCUUGGAUUGGUUGUUUUUUUGUUCAAUUUCGAGUGAAGUACGUUCACCAUGAGGGGUUUUAUAUGCCUGGCGCUACUAAGCGUCGCCAUUUCGGUGGUCGCUGCCGAUCGCGGCGAGGCGCUGCAGCUAUUCUCGGACCUGAAGCGCUCGAAGAAGAGCCGUGGACUGGGCCGGAGUGACGACUUCGUGUCGGUGGUGCAGUCCGAGCUGCUGCUGGCCGAGGAGGAGUACGUACGCUCGUCGAUUAACGGCGAGUCGGGCGUGCUGGAGGCCCUGUCGGAAGAUGCGGCCCAGACGAGCGGUCCGGCCUGCGUCGACUUUAUCAAGCAGAAGGCGGCCAUCAUGAUGAACCUGGCCGGCGUUUCCUACGCCACCUGCCUGCGAGUGGUCGAUGACGAGGUGUUUGCGGCGCUUUCGACGGCUACCGAUGGAGCCGUCUCGCGUGACCAGUACGAUGAGGCCAACGUGCUGAGUGCGUUCCGUGGCGAGAACAUCUUCGUCGAUCCGUCGCGCAUCCGUGGAAAGCUGCAGCAACGCAUGCGUGGUUCGUUCCGUCUGCCGGCGCUCGACGCGGCCAAGAUCGCCGUAGUGAAGACGGAGCUGGAGGCGGUGAAGGAUCGGUUCAUCAAGUGCAUGAAGACGGCCCGGGGUGGACUCGAUGAUACGCUGAAGGCCACCUCCAAGCAGCUGAAGCUGGUGUGCGCGAACGAACGAGAGUGAACUCUCCCCGACGACAGUUCUGCGGUUCAAGUCACAUGCAUUCCGAAUCUAAUAAAUUAUUUUACCUAAUGUGCA
Anopheles coustani is the source of this 811-nucleotide messenger RNA. RefSeq lists its product as uncharacterized. Bases 65 to 736 code for a protein of 223 amino acids. NCBI's taxonomy places the organism in Eukaryota, Metazoa, Arthropoda, Insecta, Diptera, Culicidae. The record is from RefSeq and is a predicted model, not a curated record. The transcript has 2 exons.